Molecule: messenger RNA, 1707 nt
Organism: Psylliodes chrysocephalus
Lineage: Eukaryota; Metazoa; Arthropoda; Insecta; Coleoptera; Chrysomelidae
Source: the annotation of a GenBank genome assembly
UCUGUCAGUCUGUCAUAAUUCAGGCAUGUCAUAAAAUAGUCUAUUUUCAUUAUUCAUAAAAUAUUUUUCAAUCAUCCGUUUUUAUUUUUUAUUUGUUAAAUUUGGUCUAUUUAUAUUAUUCUAUCGUGAUGUUGAUCGUUAUUCGGUCAAAUGUUUAAAAUUGAAUAUAGGUAUGGCUUCUGUGAAAGUGGAUUCAAAACAUAAGUGUGCUGCAAAGAAUUGUUUUAAGCGACCUCAUAAGGCUGGCGAAAGUUUAUUUAGGUUUCCUAAAGAUACACAGAGUAUAAAUAUACUGCAGUGAGUUAGAUUAUGAGGAAAACUCUAUAAAAAUGGUGAACUGCAUGGUUUUGUGGUGCCCAAAUAAAGGCACUAUUAAUGGACUAUCGUAUUUUAGAUUAACAAGACGUAGGCAUCAUAUGUGGAUGAGGGCAUUAGGAAGAGAUCCGACUAUAGAAACAUUGAACACGUACAAUGUCGUGUGCAGUAAUCACUUUUUGGAAUCGGAUAUAAUUACGAAUCGUGCCAAAUUAUACCUUCGGGAAAAUGCUAUUCCCAGAUUGAAAUUAAAAAAACCUAAAAUCGUUUUCACACCAAGCCGUUCUAAAAGGGCUAAAGAAUGGGCAAUAACCGCCGGAAGAGAGGAUUUAUUGAAAAAAGUCGACACUCUCUAUAAAGGACAUCGUAUUUGUGGGGAUCAUUUUGAAAAAGAAAUGUUUUCGACCCCGGAAUGUAACAGACUUCUGGCACAAGCCAAACCAACGAUCUUUCAGCAUUCAAAACCAGAACCUGAACAAUCGAUUACUGAUCACCCACACUCGCUAGUUGAAACUAAGAUACUUGAAAAUAUUUUGAGUUCACAAAACGAAGACUCUUCAAUGUUGGAGGAGACUGUACCCUUGUCGUCAGGCACAGACGAUCUACUUUUACAUCACGAAAUAGACAUCAAAACGGUACCAGUUUCGUCUACGAACUCCCAAACUUGGAACUCGCAGACUCAAACGGUAUUAGACAAGCAAGAGGCAUCAAUGAAACGGCAGAUAGCUUAUUUAAUGAACGACAACUGCCGUUUGAUACGACAAAUAAGAGAACUGGACGCUCAGGUGGAAGUGAAGCGCAAUCAAAUACUGAAAACCUUGACAAUGGAAGAAUUUCAGGAUAUCCUUAAAAAAUUCAAAAAUUCAGAGCAACAGUCUGAUUCGGAAAUUUUAAAACCCAACGAAUCGGACGAUGUUGUGGUCAAAAUUGAAGCUGAAGAUGUAGCGGUGAAAGUGGAAGAUGCACCUGAAUGGGAAGAUGAUAUAGUCAAAGUGGAAAAUCCAGUGAAAUGGGAAGAUGUUGUAGUUAAAACGGAAUCAGAAGAUGUAGCAGUGAAAGUGGAAUAUGAAGAAGUUUUCGUGAAAACGGAAGAUAUAGUGAAAAUGGAAACUGAUUAAAAACUAAAGUGUUUUCGUGAACAAAUCUAAAGAAUGCUGUCUAAAAACGUCAGAAAGACUAAUGCAAUGAUGUUGAACAGAAUGAGGAACGGUUCAUAAUGAAGUUGAGCUACUAUUUGCUUUUAAUGACGAUAUUUUUACAAGAAUAUAUAAAAACACACUAUGUAUUAUAUUGAGUAUAUUUCACCUUUUAUUUAUUUUAUUUUGAUACUGGUUCUUCAGAAGAGUGUACAAUUUUUUUUUGUAAUUAAAUAUACUAGUUUAUUAAGUAUAA